CAAAGCUUCAUCUUCUCUAUCCCCAUCACCCAAAUUUUGAUCUUUUCUCGUCGAAAAUCGCGUGUCAGAAACCUAAUCUAUGGAGAAGAGAGGAAAGCUGGUGGUAGGAGGAGUUUCCAUCAUCCUUAUCGUCGGCGUGGUGAUCGGCCUUGUAGCUGUAGUUUGCACAAAAAAGAGUAACAAGGACCAACUUUCCACAAGUUCUAAGGCCGUUGCUGCUAUUUGUGAUCCUACGGAUUACAAAGAGGCAUGCAUCGACAGCCUUGGAUCCGUCGCGAAAAAUGAUAGCGCCACGCCCAAAGACCUCAUCCAGGCCGCCAUUGAUUCCACAAUUAAAACCGUAAAGUCUGCGAUAGAGAACUCUAACAGCAUUGCCAAAUCCUUUAAAGCGAUCAACUCGACGGGUAAAAUGGCGAUGGACGAUUGCAAGGACUUGUUGGAAUCGGCAAUUGCCGAUCUCCAAGCCUCUUUUUCGUUCGUUGGGGAUAGCAACAUGCACACAAUGCACGACAGAGAGGAAGAGCUGCGGAAUUGGUUCAGCGCGGUGAUAUCGUUCCAACAAUCGUGCCUUGACGGCAUUCCUCAGGAGGAGCUCCAAAAGCUCAUGAAAGAUAGCCUUCUCAACGCCACACAGCUAACCAGCAAUGCCUUGGCAAUUGCCACAUCAAUUGCACAAAUCUUAGAGAACUUCAACAUCACAUUGAACAAAGACUUAAGGCCAACGAGCAGCUCGCGGAUCCUUGAGCAAGAAAACGAUGGGCAUGGCCAGUAUCCUAGUUGGUUUCCGGCCGCGGACAGGCGGCUGUUGGCAAAACAAGACAAUGGAGGGGUUAAACCUAAUGCCGUAGUGGCGAAGGACGGGAGUGGACAGUUUAAGACCAUUGGUGCUGCCCUUGCUGCAUAUCCAAAGGGGCUUCAAGGAAGAUAUAUCAUAUAUGUGAAGGCUGGGGUUUACAAUGAGUAUGUUACUGUCACCAAAAAUCAGGUCAAUGUGUUCAUGUAUGGAGACGGACCCCGGAAGACCAUGGUCACCGGAAGUAAAAGCUUUGCCGAUGGCAUCACCACUCAGAACACCGCCACAUUCGCUGCAAUUGGAAACGGAUUUCUAGCAAAGGGGAUGGGGUUUCAGAACACGGCAGGCGCCCAGAAGCAUCAGGCUGUGGCACUGCGAGUCCAGUCGGAGAUGUCAGCCUUCUUCAACUGCAGAAUGGACGCCUACCAAGACACGUUGUACGCGCAAACACAUCGCCAAUUCUAUCGAAACUGUGUCAUUUCUGGCACAGUUGACUUCAUCUUUGGUGACUCGCCAACGCUGAUCCAAAAUUCUUUGAUCAUAGUGAGGAAGCCUAUGGACAACCAAAAGAACACAGUGACGGCUCAGGGAAGAGAGGACAGGAGGGAAAACACCGCCAUUGUCAUCCAGAACUGCAGAAUAGUCCCUGAGGAGGUUCUGUUCCCAUUAAGGUUCAAGAUUCCGUCAUACUUAGGCAGGCCAUGGAAGACGUAUGCAAGGACGGUGAUCAUGGAGUCGGAGCUCGGAGACUUCAUACAACCAGCAGGGUGGCUACCCUGGAGUGGCAACUUUGCACUCGAUACUCUAUAUUACGCAGAGUAUGGGAAUCGGGGUCCGGGGGCUGCGACCAACCAAAGGGUGAGAUGGAAGGGAUAUCAUGUGAUUAACAGAAAUGACGCUGUCCAGUUCACCGCCGGUCCAUUUCUAUUGGCGGAUCGGUGGUUGAAAACCACCGGCAUACCGUACUUUGCCGGUUUGAAAACCUAG
Messenger RNA from Malus domestica (apple), 1780 nucleotides. Its product is annotated as putative pectinesterase/pectinesterase inhibitor 28. Gene Ontology annotation, molecular function: pectinesterase inhibitor activity; pectinesterase activity. Lineage: Eukaryota; Viridiplantae; Streptophyta; Magnoliopsida; Rosales; Rosaceae. The record is from RefSeq and is a predicted model, not a curated record. Gene Ontology annotation, biological process: cell wall modification.